AUGGCUUCGAAAAUCUCCGGGGAGCGGGCUCUUGAGUCGUAUUUGGUAUCAUUUGGCCGCGUCGACAAGUAUUUGAGGCGUAGAGACUUCAUCACCGGCGUCGGUGCCUUCAAAUCGAUUUGUGGUGCCUUGAAAGACCACGGAGGGGCUGCGACAGAGUAUCAAGAGGUUAAUAAAGAGUUGGACGCAGUUCAAAACAUUGUUCAGGGCGCGGGAAGUAUCCCCGGUAACACUUCUGCGGCCAACAACGAAGUCACAACAGUGGCGACGGCGCUAGCUGCACAAGCGGAUUUCUGCCUCAAGGUUGUGAGAAGCUUCACCGAGAGGUUGGCACAACACGAUCCUACGCUUGGUAAGAGUAUCCCGCAAGGGUACACCCGGGGCACGUGGUCCAAGUUGUCCUGGGCACUUUUCUUCUCGUCGGAGCUCAAGAAGGUCCGGCCUGUGAUUGUGACCCAUACUUCGAGUAUUACGCUCUCUUUCUGUCAUCUCCUCUAUCUGCAUUCGCUCGCAUCCGAGGAAUCGUUGAUCAAACAACACGAACAGGCCUGGAUAUCUAUUUCGAACAAUUUUUCUGCCGUGACUGAGAAGCUUGAUUCCAACCAUGCAGCUUUCAGCAGUCAGAACACGUCUGUCUUGCAGUCCUUGAACGACUUGGGCGCCAAGAUGGGAAGUUUGGUCAAUCAGCAGCUCGACAGUCAUGACAAGCUCAAGCAAGUUGCCACAUUAUUGGCGUCAGACUUCUCCAAGCACCUGGCUGAGCUGAACUCAAACUUGGAAAGAAUCGUUGAGGAAAUGCAGGCACCUAAUACGAGAUCUUUGAGCACUGAGAUUGGACGAGCCAUGGAUACUGGGAAACAAAAUCGAUCUUAA
Molecule: messenger RNA, 873 nt
Organism: Fonsecaea erecta
Lineage: Eukaryota; Fungi; Ascomycota; Eurotiomycetes; Chaetothyriales; Herpotrichiellaceae
Exons: 3
Coding region: 1-873 (290 amino acids)
Source: RefSeq, a predicted model, not a curated record